Molecule: messenger RNA, 3366 nt
Organism: Clarias gariepinus (North African catfish)
Lineage: Eukaryota; Metazoa; Chordata; Actinopteri; Siluriformes; Clariidae
Gene: fam49al
Product: family with sequence similarity 49 member A, like
Exons: 12
Coding region: 467-1438 (323 amino acids)
Biological process (GO): regulation of actin filament polymerization
Molecular function (GO): small GTPase binding
Source: RefSeq, a predicted model, not a curated record
AAAGAGAUCAUUCGGUAACUGAGCAGGAGGAGCGUAUGAGCAAGCCAGAGGCAGGCAGGGAAAAGGACUGACACAGACGUUUCACACACACACACACACACACGCACACACACACAUAGAGCGUGUGGUUGACUCUAGUCGUGCAUUCAGGGAAGUCCACACAGCAGCUCACAGGGGAAGUGAAAGGAGCGCUGUUUUUUCACCCCUCAUACUCUUCCUUUGUAUUCUUCAAACAGGGGUCUGCUCUGAUCCUUUACCUCUACUAUCUCUUUUCUCUUCUUUUUUUUAUACCUAUUUUUCUUUUUUUUUUCCCUGAAGACAGAGCAGGAGCACCACUGCCUCCCUGUAACCAUUCCUGCCGGUGGUGGAUGCUGAUGCUGUGAUACUGGCAGAGGAGCAGACAAGCCCCCAGUGGAUGCAGUAAAGUGCUUUUGGAGGAAAAAUUGCAAGCAAAGGUUUGCCAGCCAUGGGGAACCUCAUUAAGGUCCUUGGCAAGGAUUUAGAGAACUGUCCACAUUUUUUUCUGGACUUUGAAAAUGCCCAGCCCACGGAAGCAGAGACGGCCGUUUGGAAUCAAGUCAGCGCGGUUCUGGAGGAGGCUCACGGUAUUCUAGCAGAGUUACAGUCCUACAGCGGAGCAGGGCAAGAGAUAAGAGAGGCUAUUCAGAACCCCAAUGACCUCCAGCUUCAAGAGAGAGCCUGGAAUGCUGUGUGCCCCCUGGUGGCCAAGCUGAAACGAUUCUAUGAAUUUUCACUCAGGUUAGAAAAUGCCCUGCGCAGCCUUUUGGAAGCACUGACAAGCCCACCGUACGCUCCCAUGCAGCACCUGGAGCGAGAACAGGCUCUGGCAAAACAGUUUGCAGAGAUCCUGCACUUUACUCUCAGCUUUGAUGAACUGAAGAUGACAAAUCCAGCCAUUCAGAAUGACUUUAGCUACUACAGGAGGACCAUAAGCAGGAAUCGACUGAACAACCAGCAGUUAGAGGCAGAAAACGAAGUCAAUAACGAAAUGGCCAAUCGGAUGUCUCUGUUUUACGCAGAAGCGACACCCAUGCUGAAAACCUUAAGCAAUGCCACAACUAAGUUUGUGUCAGAGAACAAGACUUUGCCUAUUGAAGACACCACAGAUUGCCUGAGCACUAUGGCCUGCGUGUGCCGGGUCAUGCUGGAGACUCCGGAAUACCGGUGCCGUUUCACCAACACAGACACUAUGCUGUUCUGCAUGCGUGUCAUGGUGGGCGUCAUUAUCCUCUAUGAUCACGUUCACCCCGUGGGUGCCUUCGCUAAAACCUCCAAGAUUGACAUGAAGGGCUGCAUCAAGGUGUUGAGAGAGCAACCUUCAAACAGUGUGGAGGGACUGCUGAAUGCACUGAGGUACACAACAAGACAUCUAAAUGAUGACAGCACCUCGAAACAUAUCCGUGCCCUGCUUCAAUGAGGGGAGACGCCUAGAGUGUGAGAGAGAGAGGAAUGAAAUCGAACGAGUAUAAGAAGGCGAGAAAGAGAGAGAGGGAGAGAGAAAAACAGCUGAAGAAGGAAGUUGCUGACAGAACAAAGAAUGAAGGCUUCGGGUGACACGCCCUCAGAAACCUGUUUGUUUACAUGAAUGAAAUGCAAAACAUCAAUUUCAGAAACCUAAGUAGGGAAAAAUGGAAGAACAAAGUAUAUAUAAUAUAUUGUCAGUUGUUCAUCAUGUCUUUGAUUUUGUAAAAAACAUGAAAAGAGAUUAUAGAAAUAUAUAUGUAGGUAUAUUAAAAUAAUAAUAAUUAUAAAAAAAAAGCUGAAAAAAAAAUAAUAAAGCUGAAACAAAACCAUGGCUUACCAGAUAAAGACAAAUGCAUAUAUUAAAGCCCUACAAUCAGAAACAAAAACAAACAAAUAAGUUCCAUAUAACUAUAUACUUCUGCAGAUUAUUUUUGCACAUAGAUGAUCCCCUUAACGAUUAUAAAGAUUUUGAAAAAACGACUUCACAUUUUAUAGUGUACAGGGCGUAUAGUGCCGCUCAGUCUCCAUGCAUUUAAAUUCCAUUCGAUUUUUUUAUCCAUCCACACACCGUGCUUCUUCUGUUUCAUUCUGCAGGAGUAUUUUAAUACUGCACUGCCUUUCCAAGUUUCAGUUACAGAAUCAAUGUAUGAAUAUAAAACAAGAGACUCGCAUUGCUGUAUAUACACGAUAAAAAAGCACAGGUUAAGGAAUUAUUUUGUUUUUUGUUUCGACUUAUUCACUAGUGCUGUACAGCAAUACUGAAAUAAAAUUACAACUGCAAAAGUAAGUUAAGCUGGAAUAAGUGAAAUAAGCUUUAUUUUCCAAUCUAGAACAAACAAUGAACAGUUCCUAGGGGUAAAAAAUGAAGGCACUGAAUCAGGAAUCGUUCUGCUUCAGAAAACUGUGUGAGAAGGAAUUGCAAGAAAGCCAUGAAAUUUCAGAAGCCACCCAUCACUGUACAUAACUAUCUCUGCAGCCAUCUCAUGUACGGAAAUGUUGUUUACCAAGAGUGUAUUACAUAUUGAGUGAACCACACAUCUCAAACGAUCAGCCGCUUAUCAGCACCAACUUCUUAGCAGUACGCCAUCAAAUGGUGUGCUCAUUCUAUCGUUCAGAAAUCCUGGCAAACUUUAUCCCAUAAUUGCCUAUUAAUAUACUCAAUUUCAAUUUUAUUCUUGUAGAAAACUGGAAAUCAGUUGUUCUUAAUUAAACCUACUCACACACACACAUACAGUACACACACAAGACACAUAUACACACAAAGGGCAUACAGCUGAAAAAAAAAAAGAAUGUUUUGGUGUAAAUAAGUGGAUAAGCGGAGGAUUUUCCACCAGCCAUCUUAAAGGCCAUGGAACUGAUGCGCUUAAAGUCAACUAGAGAAUGUUUCUUUUAGUAAGAUGCAAUUUAAAAUAAAAUAAAAAAAAAAUCAUGUCAUAAAUGAGUGAGUAUUUAAAAAAAAGAAGAAGAAGAAGCUAUUUAAUUAAAUUAAGAUGCAACAAACGCAGUGUUGUAUUUCGAUGUCUAUAGCCCUUAGUUGAACUAAAUUUGAUCUGACAGUAUAUUUUUUAUACAGGGGUAUGUUGGCAAACAUAUUCUGUAUAAAUAAAUAGAUGGCAUGCUGUACAACUUCAGAUAAAAUUGUGUAAAUACGGUGUUUUUAUUCAUUUUCAAAUGUUCAGUGACUGAAUUGGGUGUGUGUCGUGUCUAAGAAACCUUGCAUUUGGCUUGGACUAUUGGACUUGCCGUAGUCAUAGGUUCCAGCUCUUCAACUUCAUACUGGCGGAGAAAGUAAUGGGCAACUUGGAUGGGGGGAGGGAGGGGACUGUCCAUUUGCUUGUUAUUUUGUACAUUUUGUGCAACAAUAAACUUGUCAUUUAUUAA